Physella acuta is the source of this 636-nucleotide messenger RNA. RefSeq names its product type-1 angiotensin II receptor-like. Gene Ontology annotation, biological process: G protein-coupled receptor signaling pathway. The record is from RefSeq and is a predicted model, not a curated record. Gene Ontology annotation, cellular component: membrane. Lineage: Eukaryota; Metazoa; Mollusca; Gastropoda; Physidae. Gene Ontology annotation, molecular function: G protein-coupled receptor activity.
AUGGACGAGGGCACUUAUCGUCUGAUUGUCCUCGUCUGUCUUGUCAUCACCGUCAUCAUCAGCCCUCUAGGCAUCAUCUUCAACAUCAUCAACAUCGUCGUUUUCUGUAAACUUGGCUUUAAAGAGAGCACCAACAUUAUCCUGGUCAGUUUGGCUGUGACGGACAUUUGUAUUUUGAUGACGUUACUGGGACUGACCGUCAACGCGAAUCUGAUGGCGAUGGGCGGGGCCAACUUUGACAUUCUCGCUGCUGUCGCCUAUUUAGUUCUGGGUUGGCCCAACGUUUUGGCAACCCGAAUAUCAGGUUGUCUGACAACCUACCUAACCUUUGAAAGGUUUCUGUGUGUGGUCCUACCACUGAGGGUCAAGACAAUCUUACAGAAGAAAACGGCCUUGACAUUUAUCAUAGCGCUGUGUCUAUUCUCGGUGGCCUACUCGGUUCCCAUGUAUCUGGCCAACAGCAUCGGUCUGAGGUUCAACCCCAUGUCAAACCAAACCUCUGUUGGACUUAUCGUGGCGGAGAACAGCGACGUCCUGGAGGAGUUUUCUAUUAGUGUCAACACAAUCAUCGAGUUCACGUCCUUCACCCUCGUCAUAAGUUUCACCGUUGGACUCAUUUCGAAACCAUUUAAUUAA